Molecule: messenger RNA, 3038 nt
Organism: Cebus imitator (Panamanian white-faced capuchin)
Lineage: Eukaryota; Metazoa; Chordata; Mammalia; Primates; Cebidae
Gene: PP2D1
Product: protein phosphatase 2C like domain containing 1
Exons: 3
Coding region: 192-2075 (627 amino acids)
Biological process (GO): protein dephosphorylation
Molecular function (GO): protein serine/threonine phosphatase activity
Source: RefSeq, a predicted model, not a curated record
AUUCCACACAGGGAGCUCUACCCUCAAGUCAGGGGAACGCCCAUCACUGCUCUCAUCACUAUCCCCACUGCUUCAGCCACGGCCGUCACGUUCACCUCUACCCUCACCAUCACCAUCACUUUCAAGUGGGAGAAACUGAGGCCAGGGAAAGGGGAUGAAGGGAGGGCAAAGAAAGAUAAUUCCAAAGGAACAUGAGCAUCAAUAAUGCUUUAAGAGUGUUUUGGAAAUCAAGAGAAUGGAAUACGAAAACAUCGACAUUUGAUACAGAUGAGUAUAUUUCACUUUUACCCAAAAGAAGACGUUCUAGAAAGAAAAGGUCAAGAGCACUGAGAGACACCAAAAGCCAUGAAGAGGAACAGGUCUAUGAGCAAGUGACCACAUUACCCUGUUUCAUAUGCAAGCAAGAAAUUGACCUAUCUGGUAUUUUUCUCCAUAAGAAGCAACAUGUAGCUCUGGCCACACUGGGUUUCCAAUGGAUGGGUGGAAAGAAACCACAGCCCUCAGUGAUUGCUGUUCAGAGACAGUUCAUGAUUUCUAAACUAUUGUCAUCUUUUAUGCUCACUGAAAAAACCCUACAGAGCAUUAAUAAUGCUUUUGAGCUGCUUUGGAAAAAACAAAUACCACCAGCAUACUAUAAGAUUUUUGAUAACAUUGACAGGAGUGUUGUAUAUUCUCAAAAGAUAUGUCAUCUAUUAAUUAAAGGAGUGGGCAUUUGUGAAGACAGGAAUUCUACAUGGAAAGCUGACAUGAAUGAUAAAUUCACUGUAGUGAGUAAUUUUGGUAAUAAACCUAAUGUGUGUUUUUUCGGCUUGUUCGAUGGACAUCAUGGUGCCUCAGCGGCAGAACUUACAUCAGUGGAACUCCCAGUUUUACUUCUCCAUCAGCUUUCCAAAUUUGAUCCUUCUUACCAAAUGACAACUGAUGAGCAGCAAAUAAUCAAGUCCUUUUGCACCGUGUUUAGAGAAGAAUACACAGCAAUAGAAGACCUCUUUUCUGCCAUAAACAAAGCAGAUGCAGUGAGAUGUGAGUCUGAGGACAUACACAAAGCCUUUGCAAAAGCAUUCUGGAGAAUGGAUAGGCUUUUACGUCUUGGAAGAAAAGAAGUGUCCAGGGUUCAAUGGAGUGGCUGCUCUGCAGUUACUUGUAUAUUGGAAGGAGAACCUAAAAGUCCUUAUAAGAAUUGGAGAAGAACAAAUAACCAUGAUGGGUUGGCAGAGAGCUCCUCUUCCCAGGAGAUGCCAAACAUAAUUUCUGGAACAUUACAUGUUGCAAACACCGGUAAUGUGCAAGCAGUCUUAUGCAGAAAUGGGAAAGGUUUUUGCCUCACCAAAGAACAUACUACACGAAACACAAAUGAAAGAAGAAGAAUACUUCAGAAUGGAGCAGUCAUUAGCGCAAAUGAACCAUACGGGCUGGUAGAAGGGCAAGUAAAAACUACACGAGGACUUGGAUUUCAUGGAAAUCUCAAGCUGAAAAAAUCCAUUAUCCCAGCACCUCAAACUAUUUCUGUCCCUAUAGAUGACUUAUGUCAAUUCCUUAUCUUAGCUACUAAUGGACUUUGGGAAGUUUUGGAUAAAGAAGAAGUCACUGCCUUGGCAAUGACGACAUUUCACGUGUAUAAAGAAACAUACUGUUCUAUCACGCAUAACAAAUCUUCACCAUCAAAAGGGCCUCUGCUUUUUUUCAACAGUGAACCAAACUUUACGAAAUCACAAAGUAAUAUCCACGUAUUGUUUCAGUAUAAAUCUGAAUCUAAAGAAUGUGUGCCAACUAGAAAUUCCAAAGAAAAUUUGUCUGAUUCAAACUAUUCUAAAUAUUCCAUUUAUAACCCUGAGAAUGUAGAAACAUUUCCAGCAGAAACAAUUCAUCAUGAACCUUGCAGUGAAAAAGUAACUGACAGACCAACCAGUGUAAAUGGUGUGGCAAUAAAUGAAAAACAAUUAGGCACUAAGAGUUUCUAUGAAGAUGCAGCUGAGUAUGUUAGCCAUGAACUUGUAAAUGCUGCUUUACUGGCUGGCUCCAGAGACAACAUUACAGUUAUGGUAAUAUUUCUCAAUGGAAGUAUCAGCUUCUGACAUAAAAAAUAAAGUUCCAGUUAUCCAACACACCAAAAUAUAGUACCAUAAAGCAAUUCUCCAGUGAUCCAUAUAUUAGGAUAAUUCAUCAAUACCACACAAAUAAUUUUAUAAACAUUGUAAAUAUAAAAGCAGAUAUUAGGUUACAUAAUAUCACUUACAUACAUUAACAGUUUUAUGCCAAAAAAAAAAAAAAAGAGAGAGAGAAAAACCAAUACUUGCUUUUUAUACCACUUUAUUCCAACCUGAGCACCUCAAUAUAAAACUAAACACUGGUGAACCGUUUUCCUAAUUCUGCAUUAUCAUAAAUGUACAAGUUCUCCUAGCAGUCCAACACUUAAAUAGAUUAAAUCAUCUCUGACACAUGGUAGCUUUCAUAUAAUGAAAAUACCUAAAAUAAUUAGUGCAAUAUACUGAACUGAUCAAAAUAAAAUGAACUUUGGAAAAGGUGGCUGCAAGAUUGUUACUAACAUAUUUCAAUACUUUAUGUUACAAAUUGUGGGUACGUUGUUUAUUAUGAUUCUAGCCAUGGAGGAACUGAUGCCCCUUCCUGCCAAAGGGGGAGAGAGAAAUAAUUAGCUGUUUUAGUAACUGUACAUUUUGUAUACUUUUAAGCAACUCUUAAAUAUUACAGAAAAGUAAUACAUAUAUGGAGACUACAAUGCAGUACCCUAUUUACAGUACAGCUGAACAUCGAAUUUAAAAUCAAGUUUGAAUAUACAUAAUUGUUAGUGCAUUGACUAUAUUAUGUCAAAAGGGAACAAAAGCCCCCUCCCUGCCCCAAACAACAAAAUCUAUGUAAUGGCCAGCAGUGAUUAAUUAGAAAUCACAGACACCUGGUUUAUUUCAUUUUUGUUAAAGAAUUCAUAUGUUUGUAAGGAACACUAACCAUUAAGAUGCAUUUAUUGUUCUCAAAUUCCUAGAACAAGAUAGGGUUGCAUUUUUUUUUUUUUUUACCCCAUU